AUCUCACUGAUACCGAUCAGAAACUGGCUUUUUUUUUUUCUUAGAAAUGUUGAAAGGUUAAUAAAACUCCUGAUUCCUGGAAGUUGCCUGUUUUAAUGAGAAAGCUUUAAAACAUCAUCAGGCGUACCUGUUCAGUCAGAAGGAGCGGGGUGUGCGAGGUGGGUGGUGGGGGCGUUUCCAACACGAGCUGCGCGCUGAUCUCAGAAAUUAGUUGUGUUUGGGCACCACAGGUUUAAGCGUCACUCUCUUGGAGCUGCGUGCUUGAAACUGUGAGCGGAUCCGCCUCGUUGAUCCCAAGCAGCGUCCGGAGAGGAAAACGUGCUGGAAUUAGAUCAGAACCCGCCACGCAAAGACCACCGCGUGUUUCCGAUGGACCGGUCAGUGCGCGCUGGCACAGGAGGGAAGUAAACACCUAGGGCUGAGCAGUUUUGAAACAUUUUUUUGUAUUUUUUAUUUAUUUAUUUAUUUAUUUAUUUUUUGUGGGAGGGAUGGAAGGUGUAAGAAUGACAGCUGCCUUGGAUAUUAGUCGUGAAUGUAAACUUCAGUUUCAGAUACAGCUGUGAAAGUGAUCGCGAUCUCCCUGAUUCCACUUUGCAGACCGCCCCAAUGCUGGAAUGGCUUGUGGCUUUCUGUGUUGUGAUCCUGGCGCUUUUCAUAUGGCCAGGCACCAAAUAUCUGCUUGGUCCCAUCGCCUUCCCUCAGAGGCUGGGCGUUUCGCAGCUGGCAGCCGGCAGCGACGGUGCCCGCUCGGCGUGCGCGGAGGGAGCUGACGGCACCGGGAAGAAAACACGCACCGUGUCGCUCAUAUGCAACCCCUCCGCGCUGGCCAAGUACCUCCAGAAGCACUGCAGGACUUUCAGUUGCUACUCUCCGUGCGGCGGAUGGACGUGGAGAGCCAGCGCCUUUUUGCAGAGCGCGUACGAGGCGUGCUGGCCGUGCGACAGCUCGGUUCAGUUCGUGCGGGACAACCUGCAGCUCAGCGACGACGGGCUGGUGUCGCUGGACUGGGCUGUGCCGUCCUACCACAGGAGACGCAGGACUUCCAGUCACUCCACCAGCCCGGUUUUGCUCAUCAUCCCCAACUCCUUCGGAAAGAUCACAAGGAAUGUGGUGAAGCUGUGUGAAUCGGCUCUCUCCCACGGCUACCUCCCUGCAGUUUUCAACCGCCGCAGCCACAACAGCACGCCACUGACCACCCUCAAACUGCAGCAGUUUGGCGACCCUUCAGACCUGCGGGAGGCCGUGCGCUACAUCCGCUACCGACAGCCCGCCGGAAGGCUGUACGCAGUGAGCGAGAGCUCGGGGUCGGGCCUCCUCCUGUCCUACCUGGGGGAGUGCGGAUCCUCCAGUUAUGUGACUGCAGCGGUCUGCCUGUCACCGGUGUUUCGCUGCCAGAGCUGGUUUGAGAGUGGGCUAUGUUGGCCCCUGCAGUGGGCGCUGGCUCUGUAUCAGAAGAUAUGUCUCAGCAGGUACAGGACGGCGCUGGGGGACAUCAUGCACACGGACACUCUUUUUUCUAGUUGUUCCCUGCGUGGGGUGGAGGAAGCCCUCUUCUGUCAGUCUGGAUGUGUCGGCUCCACAUCUGGGACCAGCAGUGGCUGCGGCUCUUCAGUAAGCAUCCCAGGAGCCUGGGAUGCUUACUGGGAACGCAACGAACCCUUAAGAGACGUGGAUGAAGUGGCUAUUCCUGUUCUGAGUGUGUGCGCUAAAGACGACCCUGUGCGAGGAGACGCCCAGUCCUCCCUGCCCCUGGAGCUCUUUGAGACAAACCCACACUUUUUCCUCCUUCUGACAGACCGUGGAGGUCACUGUGGCUUCUCCACCCAGUCGGAUAGAAGUGCCGGUAGCGCAGCGGGCUCUGUGGUCGCAACAAGUACAGUGGACAACCGUGGCACCAACUGGAGUCACAAAGUCAUGCUGGAAUUCUUCCGAGCGACCACGGACUUCUUCAACGCAGAGGAGCGAGCGAAGCAGUUCGCUGCGAGGAGGAGAGGGCUGGGAGGGGCUGCAGGAGGGUGGGCCUUUCGUUACCGCAGCGGCAGUACUUGUAAACGAGUGCCAGCAUGUUCCCAUAAUAUUCAUGCAAUUUAUAACUGGCAAAGAUCAUAUACUCGAUGAGGUAGAGGGAAUUUUUUGAGUUUCAUUCUAUGUGUUUGUCCUCAGACUUGUAUAAAAGUUGAUGGAAGCUUCAAAAUGUCUCCAAGGCUGAGUUAAUUUUUUUCUCUAAAUCAGCAUUUAUGUUUUUUGUUAAAAAAAUCUUCCUAUUGCUUGAGUCAUCACAAUGGCUUGUAUAUAAGUAUUGCAUCAUAACUAUUUUAUAAUUUUUGUGUCAGUGCAUAUUAUACACAAUAUCUUAAAUAAUUCAGAGAGCUGUAAGUCAGAAGCUCCUCGGAUUUCGGGUACACGCACUCAUACCUGAACGAUGCUUAUCUGGGAAGGUUGGGGAAAUCAGAACCAGAUCAAAACAGAGUUCUCAUAAUUGCAUGCUUUUGUCAUAUUCAACAGCUGAAAUUCUUUAACUUUUGUGUUUUUUGUAUGUAUUAUUAAAAAGUCCUAUUUAAUGUCAUUAA
This is a messenger RNA of Poecilia latipinna (sailfin molly), 2570 nucleotides long. It is a transcript of the gene abhd15a, whose product is annotated as abhydrolase domain containing 15a. Bases 607 to 2118 code for a protein of 503 amino acids. Gene Ontology annotation, biological process: lipid metabolic process. The transcript has 3 exons. The record is from RefSeq and is a predicted model, not a curated record. Lineage: Eukaryota; Metazoa; Chordata; Actinopteri; Cyprinodontiformes; Poeciliidae. Gene Ontology annotation, molecular function: short-chain carboxylesterase activity; monoacylglycerol lipase activity.